Molecule: messenger RNA, 1131 nt
Organism: Fusarium venenatum
Lineage: Eukaryota; Fungi; Ascomycota; Sordariomycetes; Hypocreales; Nectriaceae
Source: RefSeq, a predicted model, not a curated record
AUGGAUUCUUCACGUCUAUACUAUAGAUACGGCUACUACUCGAAUGCUGAUACCCGACCUCCUCCUGUUGAGAACUUUGAUGACUCUGUCGAUGUGGCACAAAGUUCUGGAUACGACCAAAGACGAGACUUUGUGCCUUCUCCUGUAGAAGGCUAUGGUAGCAACUCACGACAAGACAAUCCCUUUGCUCCACGCACUAGUGCUGGAGCUGAUACUGAUUUGCGUUCCACGCAGGAAUAUGGUGGAAGAGAAUAUCUUCCGAAUCUUCCGAAUCGUUCCACAGAAAGCUACAACAUCAACACGGAAUCUGACAAUCCCUUCCUUCCACAAUGGUCCAGCGCCGGAGGUAGUGCUCAGUUCCACUCCACACAAGUAUAUGAUGAGUAUGGCGAUCCAUCCUACUCGCCUGUCCAAGACUAUAGAGAGAGAUCUAGAUACGACCAAACGGAGAGUUUCCAGAGUCGUUCCCGAUACCGUACGAUUUAUCCUCAGACAACCACAACAGAAGCUUAUGCACCACAAGUAUUUGAUAACACUUUUGCAUUUGACACCUCUAGUUCUCCGCUUCGCAACAUCCCGACUCUUGGCUAUGAGUUUGAAUAUCGUACCAACGAGAUAUCUUACAAUCCGUUUGCUUCUUCAGCCUCAACAGCCCAGUCUCACUACUUACAAGCUCCUUACUACCAGGGUGUUUCUGCAGGACCUUCUUACAAUCAGGGCCUUUGUUCUCAAAGCCUAGGCUCCAAGUAUCAUGACCACCGUCAGUAUGGGGGCUCGUACGACAAGACACAGCAAGAUCGCCAGAACCAGAAUCAGUAUACUCCCAAAGGAUCACGCGCUGUCACACUUUUUUGUGUGAAUUGUAAACUCCUGACAGAAGAGACAGCCGUCCGUUGCGGUCCUUGUAACGAGACGCAUCAGCGAAACAUUGUCGAGGGCACGGCUUCGUUGGAAACUCGGUAUUGCAUUAUAUGCCGUGUGCACAUUUCUGGAUUGGACAUCACCUGCAAAGACCAUCGCGGCCAAAAGCGCAUCAACGUCAAGCAAAAACGUCUUCUUGCAGAGAAUGGGGACUUGUGUCGUGACUGUUUCUCAUGUGAAGCAAAGACAGGCAAAAAUCGCGAAUUUUGA